Molecule: messenger RNA, 3350 nt
Organism: Chiloscyllium plagiosum (whitespotted bambooshark)
Lineage: Eukaryota; Metazoa; Chordata; Chondrichthyes; Orectolobiformes; Hemiscylliidae
Product: AP-3 complex subunit mu-2
Biological process (GO): intracellular protein transport; vesicle-mediated transport
Cellular component (GO): clathrin adaptor complex
Source: RefSeq, a predicted model, not a curated record
AGGAGAUCCCGGAAGCGAUUGGAGAGGCGGAAGUUGGGGACUCAGCGGUGCAGAGCUGGCUGCAGACUGAACUGCACCACUCGCACCGGGUAACCUCGGCCGGAAUUAUGAUCCACAGCUUGUUCCUCAUCAACUCCUCUGGGGACAUCUUCCUGGAGAAGCACUGGAAGAGUGUGGUGAGCCGGUCGGUUUGCGAUUACUUCUUCGAGGCGCAAGAGAAGGCGAGCGAGUCGGAGAAUGUGCCCCCCGUCAUCCCGACUCCGCAUCAUUUCUUAAUCAGCGUCUACCGGGAUCGCAUCUUCUUCGUGGCUGUGAUCCAGAGUGAGGUGCCGCCGCUGUUUGUCAUCGAGUUUCUCCAUCGGGUGGUUGACACGUUUCAGGAUUAUUUUGGAACCUGUUCAGAGGUGGCAAUCAAAGACAAUGUUGUGGUUGUAUAUGAGGUGUUGGAAGAGAUGUUGGACAAUGGCUUCCCAUUGGCAACUGAGUCUAAUAUUUUAAAGGAGCUGAUCAGACCCCCUACCAUUCUCCGUACUGUUGUGAAUACCAUUACUGGUAGUACCAAUGUUGGGGACCAUCUCCCCACAGGACAGCUGUCUGUGGUACCCUGGCGCCGUACAGGAGUGAGAUAUGCUAACAAUGAAGCCUACUUUGAUGUGGUGGAAGAGAUUGAUGCUAUCAUUGACAAAUCAGGUUCAACAGUAUUUGCUGAAAUACAGGGUGUCAUUGAUGCUUGUGUGAAACUGACUGGAAUGCCGGAUCUCACCCUCUCCUUCACGAAUCCUCGACUCUUGGAUGAUGUCAGCUUCCAUCCUUGUGUACGUUUCAAGCGUUGGGAGUCAGAACGAAUUCUUUCCUUCAUACCACCUGAUGGCAAUUUUCGUCUCCUAUCUUAUCACGUCAGUUCCCAAAAUUUGGUUGCCAUUCCUGUCUACGUAAAGCACAACAUCACCUUCCGGGAUGGCAGCUCCAUGGGACGGUUUGAAAUUACCGUUGGCCCCAAACAAACAAUGGGAAAGAUGGUCGAAGGUACAGUAGUGACCAGCCAGCUGCCAAAGGUGGUUCUGAACAUGAAUCUCGCCUCCACUCAAGGGAACUACACCUUUGACCCAGUCACCAAGAUACUGUCAUGGGAUAUCGGGAAGAUUAACCCACAGAAGCUGCCCAGCUUGAAAGGUUCCAUGAGUCUCCAGGCAGGUACACCCAAGCCUGAUGAGAACCCCAAUAUUAACAUCCAGUUCAAAAUCCAGCAACUUGCAAUUUCAGGUUUGAAGGUAAAUCGACUGGACAUGUAUGGUGAGAAAUAUAAACCAUUUAAAGGCAUCAAGUACAUGACAAAAGCUGGAAAAUUUCAAGUUCGAACAUAACUCUUCUGAAGGCAACUGCUGCAGCAGCAAGACUCUUUGCCUCCCCGUUUGCUUACCAAUUGAAUCUUCCCUUUUCCUUGUGUGUUAAGUUGUUAUUAGUACAACCAAAUGACAUCGUUAACCGUACUUGAGGGGCUUUUGAGUUGAACUCCAAGUUAACUUGCAGUGUUCUUGACGUGAGCCAAAGGUUUAUACUUGAUGUGCCCUGCUGUGAAAUUUAUUUACGCCUUCCUGACUUUUAAGAAAUGCUGUUUAUUAUCAUCAACUACCUUAUUCUCAAAGAAAAUGAUUUAAAUCUAUUAAAUUCUAACUGGAAACAUAGUUUAUGGGGCAAGAUAAAAGCUGAAAAAUUGCAAAGUGGUGUUAAUUUUGCAUUGCAGGGUUGGCAUACGGAAUAGAAAACGCAGUGUUAUGGAGUGCAGUGAUACUGUGUAGCACCUUCAACCAAACUCUCAAAAAACCAUUGUCCUUUUUUUUAAUGUUGUCAUUAUGUCAGUAACUUAGGAUUCUGAUUUCCGAAGGUGAGGAUUUAAUUUUAUGUUACUCCCCAUCAUGAGGAUAUGUGGUUUUCACGUGAUCUUGUUGUUCUCCCUAAAGGAAAACUGAUAUUCCAAUCUUGAGGCAGCAUAGUUAGUGGUGCACAAAUGCCAUAAAGGCUACAUUUCUGAACCAUGUUGGCUGGUGUCCUUGCAUAACAACAAUUAUGUGCAGUACAGAAUUCUCUCUUGACAUUUUCUUUGAAAGAUGCGUUGUAUUUUCUGCAGUGCAGUGGACUGCUGCAAGGCUAUUUUUUUGGACCAGAUCUUUCAAUCUGUUAUCUUGGUUUAUUUUCCAGACCAUACCCGUACGUUAUAGUUUUAAAAAGUGAAUUGUCAACUAUUGUGUGUCCCUAAUGUCGAUGUGGGAAUGAUUUGUGAAGUCACUGAAAUUAUUCAACGAUUUAUAUAUUCUGUGACUGGAGCAUUUGAGUAUCGGAAUGGGUAUCCUAUUAGAAAGGACCAUACAAAAUAAUCUUAGAAAUGAAGCAAGAUAUGGUGAAUGUUUGUAACAAAAACUUAACUUGAAAGUAUAUGUUUAGACAUCUGUUUGACAUCCUUUCGUCUUUCCUGAUUUUCAGAUCAGAUGUGGAAGAAUGUCUCAUAGAGAAAUAUGCAUUUUCCUGAUUUUCAUGUUGGUUGGCCCUCUUAAUUUGAGGGGCAGUGAAUUAAGCAGGAAACAUCUUCAUUUCGAAGUAUUAUUUGUCAACAAUCUUCAACUACGAUGACAUUACAAUUUUGGUGAAUAAGAUGAUGUACUAAUAGUCAGCUUUGUGAAUUCACAGCACAAAUUGUCAUCUUCACCUGCUCUCUUGCCCUGGAUUAUUUUUCCCCACCCAAUUCUUUGUGGAAUUAUUAAACUUCAAAAGCUGUUGCUAAAGUAAAUAGAUCUUGCAGUUCUCCCAAUAACUUUUUUAUUCUUGUUUACUUUAUUUUUGUUCCACCACCAUUUUGACGUGCAAAACUGGAGAUAGUAAACCUUUUGUUGAUGAAAAUAAUUGAAUUCAACACUGAACACUAUUAACUGAAUUUGAUAAGAAAGUGAGAGAGUAUAUACAGAAAACAAAACAAAGCAAAAUAGACAUGUACUUUUUUUGUCAUCUCAUGAAGACUGAACUUCCUGUAUUUGGUUCAUUUAACCAUGUUGACACCCAAAUAAAAUCAAGUCGAUCCAGUCAUUUAAAGAUGUGACACAGGUUCGUGUGUAACAAACACCAAGAUUACCUGAAACUGUUACCUCAUUACAUCCUUUUGGCAGAUUUGGGUCAUGUCUUGUAUAUGUUUUAAUUUAUUUUCUUUUAAGUAUUUGGAAAUAUUUAACGGAAUGAGUAUUGGUGCAAUUUCCUGUUGGUUAAUGUUAUUCCUGAGUAUGAUUCUGUAAGAAUCUGAUCAUUUUGCUUGAGGUGUGUAUUCUUUAGCAUUAAAUAAAGUAAAACAUUAUUGUAACCGA